This is a messenger RNA of Helianthus annuus (common sunflower), 441 nucleotides long. RefSeq lists its product as uncharacterized. The transcript has a single exon. Lineage: Eukaryota; Viridiplantae; Streptophyta; Magnoliopsida; Asterales; Asteraceae. The record is from RefSeq and is a predicted model, not a curated record. Bases 1 to 441 code for a protein of 146 amino acids.
AUGGAGAGGUUGCCGACCAUGGCCGCGUUGGCGAGACGAAACGUACCGGUGCCGAACCAAAUGUGUGUUCUGUGUGGAGAUUAUGCAGAGACAUGCGAUCACAUUUUUGUCUCGUGUCACUUCGCUCAAUCGAUAUGGCAAAACUUGGCAAUUUGGUGUAGGAUGCCGCCGAUAAUAGCAUUUGGUAUCAAAGACCUACUCACAUUGCAUGGCCCAAGAUCGAGCUCGAGGGAGAGUAAAGCUAUCCAUGCGGUCAUUCUUGUCACCUUCUGGUCGAUAUGGAAAGUACGGAAUGAGGUUGUCUUCAAUCAAGCGGUCCCGAAUGUCGUUAAAUCCUUAGAUGAGAUUAAAUCGAUGGCGUAUUUAUGGGUGAAGAGUCGGUCAAAAAUGGCUUCUCUUUCAUGGGAAAAUUGGAGCCGUUUCAAUUUAGGGGCUAUGUAA